AUGGGUCGUGGAAAAAUCGAAAUCAAGAAAAUUGAGAAUGCUAACAGCAGGCAAGUCACAUUUUCCAAGAGGCGCAAUGGGCUAUUGAAGAAAGCUUAUGAACUGGGCGUUCUUUGCGAUGCUGAGGUUGCUGUCAUCAUUUUUUCCAACACUGGAAAGUUGUUCGAGUUCGCAAGUUCCAGCAUGCCGCAGAUAAUUGCAAGAUACAAUAAAUGCUUUGAACCAUCUGAUUGUGCAACAGUUGAUCAUCAGCCUGAGCCUUUUCAAGGACCUAAGGAAGAAGACAUUCUCAAGGAGGAAAUUGAGAAGCUUAAGCUGAAACAUUCGCAGAUGUUGGGAAAGGAUCUUGAUGGUUUAGGUCUGAAAGAACUACAGGAGGUUGAACAGCAACUGAAUGAGGGCCUAUCUUCAAUAAAGGCGAGAAAGGAGCGAAUGCUCAUGGAUCAACUUGAGCAAGCAAUGAUGCAGGAGCAAAGGACUUUGCAGGAGAACCAGACUCUGCGCACGAAGAUUGUGGAGCUUGAACAUUUACUUCCAUCAAGUGGGCAUCCAGCUCCAAAUUACAUUGACUACUAUCCAGUGGAGAAAGCAAACAUGCCUGCUAAGGGCCUUACUGCACAUCCUGAUAAAGCCUUAACCUCAGUUGAGAAUGAAGAUUCUGAUACCAACUUGCGUUUGGGGCUCUCUUCUGGAACUUUUGAGAAGAGGAAGGCACCUGAGGCAGCAGACUCUGGUGCUGUCGGUGCACAGAAACGGAAAAGGAGAACCCGUAGCAGUACAUAUGGGAGACAGAUCAAUUGAUUAUUUAACCUUUUGCUACCUCCCUUUGUGAUAGGAAGAAACAAAAUAGACAUAAUGCAGAAACAACUUGAGCUAUAUAUGUAACUUUUGGAUAGGCGCAUGUAGUUUGGCCAAGAGUUGCAUGAUCCUUGGAAAGCUUAAAACAUUAUCAAAGUAAUGAAACAAGUUUUCGUAUUAGUUGUCUUUUUCUGCUGUGUUUCCAGUCUUUCUUAUGGGAUGAAGCAGCUUUGUAGCCAGUAAAAUCUGGAUUUCCGCUCCUUUUCACUGUCCUGAUGUUCUUUAAUUUGGUUUGAAAUCCCCAUUCAGGCAAAUUACAUGCUGGUUUGCGCCGGAUUCGAGUGCUAGUUUUCUGUCAGUU
Messenger RNA from Coffea eugenioides, 1159 nucleotides. RefSeq names its product MADS-box transcription factor 23-like. The transcript is spliced from 8 exons. The record is from RefSeq and is a predicted model, not a curated record. Bases 1 to 801 code for a protein of 266 amino acids. Gene Ontology annotation, molecular function: RNA polymerase II cis-regulatory region sequence-specific DNA binding; protein dimerization activity; DNA-binding transcription factor activity, RNA polymerase II-specific. Gene Ontology annotation, biological process: positive regulation of transcription by RNA polymerase II. NCBI's taxonomy places the organism in Eukaryota, Viridiplantae, Streptophyta, Magnoliopsida, Gentianales, Rubiaceae. Gene Ontology annotation, cellular component: nucleus.